Messenger RNA from Tyto alba (common barn owl), 5732 nucleotides. RefSeq names its product stromal antigen 3 (gene STAG3). Gene Ontology annotation, biological process: sister chromatid cohesion. Gene Ontology annotation, molecular function: chromatin binding. The coding region runs from base 1664 to 5605 and encodes 1313 amino acids. Lineage: Eukaryota; Metazoa; Chordata; Aves; Strigiformes; Tytonidae. Gene Ontology annotation, cellular component: cohesin complex; chromatin; nucleus. The record is from RefSeq and is a predicted model, not a curated record. The transcript has 32 exons.
AGGACUCUCCAGACUAUAGGGGGCUAUGGGAACCCCCCCGGCCAUAUGGGGCUAUAAGGACUCUCCAGACUAUAGGGAGCUAUGGGAACCCCCCAGGCCAUAUGGGGCUAUAAGGACUCUCCAGACUAUAGGGGGCUAUGGGACCCCCCCCGGCCAUAUGGGGCUAUAAGGACUCUCCAGACUAUAGGGGGCUAUGGGACCCCCCCCGGCCAUAUGGGGCUAUAAGGACUCUCCAGACUAUAGGGGGCUAUGGGACCCCCCAGGCCAUAUGGGGCUAUAAGGACUCUCCAGACUAUAGGGGGCUAUGGGAACCCCCCAGGCCAUAUGGGGCUAUAAGGACUCUCCAGACUAUAGGGGGCUAUGGGACCCCCCCCGGCCAUAUGGGGCUAUAAGGACUCUCCAGACUAUAGGGGGCUAUGGGACCCCCCCCGGCCAUAUGGGGCUAUAAGGACUCUCCAGACUAUAGGGGGCUAUGGGACCCCCCCCGGCCAUAUGGGGCUAUAAGGACUCUCCAGACUAUAGGGGGCUAUGGGACCCCCCCCGGCCAUAUGGGGCUAUAAGGACUCUCCAGACUAUAGGGGGCUAUGGGACCCCCCAGGCCAUAUGGGGCUAUAAGGACUCUCCAGACUAUAGGGGGCUAUGGGAACCCCCCAGGCCAUAUGGGGCUAUAAGGACUCUCCAGACUAUAGGGGGCUAUGGGACCCCCCAGGCCAUAUGGGGCUAUAAGGACUCUCCAGACUAUAGGGAGCUAUGGGAACCCCCCAGGCCAUAUGGGGCUAUAAGGACUCUCCAGACUAUAGGGGGCUAUGGGAACCCCCAGGCCAUAUGGGGCUAUAAGGACUCUCCAGACUAUAGGGGGCUAUGGGAACCCCCAGGCCAUAUGGGGCUAUAAGGACUCUCCAGACUAUAGGGGGCUAUGGGACCCCCCAGGCCAUAUGGGGCUAUAAGGACUCUCCAGACUAUAGGGAGCUAUGGGACCCCCCAGGCCAUAUGGGGCUAUAAGGACACUCCAGACUAUAGGGGGCUAUGGGAACCCCCAGGCCAUACGGGGCUAUAGGGGAUCCCGAGGCUCUUGGCGAUGCCAGGGCCAAGUGGAACCCGAUGGGGCCCCAGCGUCAGGUGGCCAUAAGGGCCUAUAGAGGAUCUGCAGGCACCGUAUGGAGUGCCAUAGGGGAGCCGAGGCUGUGGGGGGGGCACCGAGGCCCCGCGGGGUGGGAACCCCACGGCCAUACAGGGCUGCGGGGGGUCCCCGGGACAUACGGAACUAAGGCAGGGCGCUAGAGGGACCCCCGGCUAGACGGGCGGGGGGCACAAGGACCCCGAGGCCACCCCGUCCCACGUGGUCGGUGGGGGCCUGCUCGGGCCACGCCCCUCGCGCGUGCCUCCCGGGGGGGGCGGGGCUUCCCCCCCCCCCCCCUCCCCUCAGUGCGCCUGCGCGUUGGGCCCAGCCUGCACGUGCCGGGCCUGGUGACCUUCCGGCGGCGCGAGGCGAGGCGGGGCACGUGACCUGACGUGACCUCCGCGUGAUCCCGGGGAGCCCUUGGGGGGCAGAGCCGGGCCUUACCCCCCCCCCCCCCCCCUCCCCCGGUUCCCCGGAGCAGUUCGGGGCCUUCGGGCUGGUGUCAGGGCCGAGGGGCCGCCAGGACACUCCGGACCCCCCGCCAUGCCCCCGCGGCGCUCGGCCCGCCUCCAGGCCGCCGCCGCCUCCUCCUCCUCCGGAUCCUCCGGCUCCUCCAGCUUCUCCGCCGGGCCCGGCACCGGCUCCAGCCCCGCCCCGGGGCGGGCCGGGGCGCAGAGCGGCUCCCCACCAUUGCCGCCGGACCCCGACAGCCCGGAGCUCAGCAGCGGUGACUCUGGCAGCGACUUCGAGGACACGCUGCAGCCGCACAGCAAGCGGGGACCCCGCCAGCCGCCGAACCACGGCCUCGUCUCAAAGCGUCCCCGGAGGAGGGAGCUCAGCGGGGAUGGGAACGGUCUGGCUGUCAGCAACCCAGAGCAAAACACCUUCUUUGAGGCCAUCCGGUCAGCCAAGAUCGCUGUCGAGACAGUGGUGGACGACUGGCUGGAGACCUACAAACAGGACCGGGAGGCGGGGUUCCUGGAGCUCGCCAACUUUAUCAUCCGCUCCUGUGGCUGCAGAGGCGUGGUGACCCCAGAGAUGUUCAGGCACCUGCAGAACUCGGAGAUCAUCCAGCAGCUGACAGAGAAGUUUGAGGAGGAUUCAGCCGAUUACCCCCUCUCGCUGAGCACCCAGCCCUGGCGCCGCUUCCGGGCCGGCUUCUGCGAGCUGGUGACAGUGGUGGUGCGGCAGUGCCAGUACAACAUCGUCUACGAUGAGUUCCUGAUGGACGCUCUCAUCUCCCUGCUCACUGGCCUCUCCGACUCCCAGGUGCGGGCUUUCCGCCACACCAGCACCCUGGCAGCCAUGAAGCUGAUGACGGCCCUGGUGAACGUGGCGCUGGGCGUGAGCCUGCACCGGGAGAACAACCAGCGGCAGUACGAGGCCGAGCGGAGCAAGGGGCCUGGCCGCCGGGCCACCGACAAGCUGGAGGCGCUGAUGGAGAAGCGCCGGGAGCUCCAGGAGCAGCAGGAGGAGAUUGAGAACAUGAUGAACGCCGUCUUCAAGGGCGUCUUCGUGCACCGCUACAGAGAUGUGGUGCCCGAGAUCCGAGCCAUCUGCAUGGAGGAGCUGGGGACGUGGAUGAGGAGCUACACGGCCUCCUUCCUCACCGACGGCUACCUCAAGUACGUCGGCUGGACCCUGCAUGACAAGCAGCGGGAGGUGCGCUUGCAGUGUGUGAAGGUGCUGCAAGGGCUGUACUGCCGCCGGGACACGGCUGCCCACAUGGAACUCUUCACCAGCCGCUUCAAGACCCGCAUAGUUUCCAUGGUGCUCGACAAGGAGCCUGACGUUGCCGUGGAGGUGGUGAAGCUGCUGACGCUGAUGCUGGAGAAUGCGGAGGAGGCGCUGACGGAGGAGGACUGCCAGAGUGUUUACCCCGUGGUUUACGUAUCCAGUCGGGCACUGGCCUCCGCCGCCGGGGUUUUCCUCUACCGCAGGCUGCUGGACCCCCAACGAGGGGUGGACAGGGAGCCAUCUCGCGAUGGGGACAACAGGGUCUUCUUCCGGCUGCUUCUGGCCUUCUUCAUCGAGAGUGAGCUCCACGAGCACGCAGCCUACUUGGUGGACAGCCUGUGGGACUGCGCCGGGCCAAGGCUGAGGGACUGGGACACCAUCAGCGCUUUGCUGCUGGAAGAGUCGCCCACAGAGGACCUGGCAGACCGGCAGGAGAAGGCGCUGGUGGAGAUCCUGGCAGCCAGUGUGGUCCAGGCAGCCGAGGGGCAGCCCCCGGUGGGCCGCGGCCCGGCCAAAAAACCCUCGGCCCGGGAGCGCAAGGCGCAGGUGGAGGAGAGAACCCGGCUCACCCACUGCCUUGUCCCGGCCCUGCCCCAGCUGCUGGCCAAGUUCUCGGCCGAUGCUGAGAAGGCGGCUCUGCUCCUGGAGGUGCUGCGCUGCUUCGACCUCAGCAUCUACUGCACCGGGCGGCUGGAGAAGCACCUGGAGCUGGUGCUGGGCCAGCUGCAGGAGGUGGUGGAGAAGCACGCGGGGCAGGCGGUGCUGGAGGCCGCCUCCCGUGCCCUCCACGCACUCUGCGACCCUGAGCUCACCCUCCACGGCCGCGGGGACCUGGUGCGCAGCCGCCUCGCCGACCAGCUGGCCGACAAAUUCCACCAAGAGGUCACCGAGCUGCUCCAGGUAGAGGGGACGGGAGCGGGACCCCGAGUCUGUGGUCAGGGACAGGCACCUGGAUGUGGAUGGAGCUCGGGCCACCCCAAGGCAGGGACUCGCACUCCAGGACAGGGCUGGGGACAGGAGAGGGACCGGGACCCGGAGGGACAGUGGUGGCUUGGGCAGGAUUGGCAGGGAAGAGAGCCGAUCUGGGAGGCACUGGGUGGGGGAACUGGCAAGGGACCACGGGGAGUGGGGUGUCGCCAGCCUCGCGUGGGUCCCCAACCCUGCGCGGAGCAUCCCCAACCCCACGCUGGGGUGUCCCCAACCCUGGGCCCUGCCCAGGCCUCGUCCCUGGACGAGGAGGAGGUGUACAGCAUGGCGGCCACACUGAAGAGGAUCUCCAUCCUGUUCAACGCCCACGACCUGACACCCUGGCAGCUCUUUGAGCCCUGCGCCCAGCUCCUGCAGCACACCGUGGACACAGGCGAGGUGCCUUCACAGGUCCUUGUCCCUACCAUCACCUGCCUCCACUUCCACAUCCUCUGGGAGCUCUCACGCCUGCCCAGCACCGAUGUCCCCCAGGAGCAGCUGCGGAGCCUGAAGACCAGAGUCACCUCCUUCUGCUCGCUGUGCCAGAGCUGCCUGUCUGACGUGGACGCCGGUGUCCAGGAGCGGGCCUUCAUGGUGCUCAGUGACCUGCUGCUGGUGUUCGGGCCCCAGCUGCCGCAGGACGGGCGGGAGGCACUGGCCCCGCUGGUGCUGCUGCCCGACGCCGGGCUGCAGUCCCAGCUGGCCGCCUUCCUCAUGGACCACGUUUUCAACCAUGCCUGCAGCCACGAGGAGCUCUCGGCCACGGAGGACGGCGAGAGCCGCAUCGAGGAGCUGCACCAGCGCCGGGUGCUCCUGGCUGGCUUCUGCAAGCUCAUCAUCUACAACGUGCUGGAGCUCAGCGCCGCCUCUGAUGUCUUCAAGCACUACGCCAAGUUUUACAGCGACUAUGGGGACAUCAUCAAAGAGACGCUGAACUGCACCCGGCAGAUCGACCGGCAGGAGUGGGCUCGCACUCUGCUGCUCAGCUUGCAGCAGCUGAUGACGGAGCUGCUGCUGCAGCAGGGCCCCGAGAUCCAGGCAGCCAAGGGUUUCCUGGAGAUCCGGGACCUAGCGCGGCGUUUCUCCCUCCUCUUCAGCCUCCACCAGCUCCGCAACCGCCCAGCGCUGCUCAGCGUGCACAGGGAGGGGAUCCAAUUCGCCUUCCAGGAGCCGCCAGGCCCCGGGAUGGGGCUGCUGCCCCUCAACCUGCCCUUCCUGGAGGUGCUGAGCGAGUUCUCGCCUCGGCUGCUGCGUCCUGACAAGGCCCUGAUCCUGGCCUACCUGGAGAAGAUGUGCCAGGAGCGGCGGUGGCUGGCACCACAGGACACGCCGUGGCCGUCCCUUGUCACCUACCGCAACUCCCUGCAGCCGCAGGAGGAGGGGGGCUCUGUCAGCAGCCGCAGCACAGCCCCCCGCCCGCACCCCCCGCCCAGCUCCGCCGCCAAGAGACCCCGCAUGGAUGCCCCCUCGGAGCACCCCAACUCCAGCCCAUGGCCGAGCAGCCGCCUCCCCAGCCCGGCCCUGACCUCCACGAUGCUGCAGGGGGGCCCCCGGCCCCCCCAGCCCUGGCUGCCAGCGCAGGACCCUGGUUCUGACCCCAGCUUCCUGCAGAGCACCAGCUCACUGUCCCGCCAGCGCAGUGGGAUGAACCGGCUCAGUCUGAUGAUGGAGGAGGAGGAGGAGGAGGUGAUUGAAGAGGAGAGCAGCAAGAACACCCCAGAACAGAAGGACCAGCUCCGGGACCUCUUUGACUCCACCAUCCUGGGAAUUGAGGACAGCUGAGCGAGCGAGCCCCGGUAGCACGGAGCACUUUGGUGCCUGUUUAUUGUUGUUACAACCCCAAAUCUGGGGGAGCCCGGCGCCCCGGGCCCCGUUUGGUGACGGUUAAAUAAAUACUUGGUUGACAGCC